UUGCAACUGCUUGCAGAUCCACGCUACGUGCAGGAUCGGGUCCUAUCAGGUCCCCUAGUCCUUCUGGUUCGAGACACCCUAAGAUGUCAACUCCAGGCCACGCCUGGAACAGACGAGUGAAGAAGGAUGAUGAGGAAGAAGACCCACUGGACCAGCUGAUCUCUCGUUCCGGCUGUGCUGCUUCCCAUUAUGCAGUGCAGGAGUGCAUGGCCCAGCACCAGGACUGGAGACAAUGCCAGCCACAGGUGCAGGCCUUCAGAAACUGCAUGAAUAAACACCAGUCAAAGCGUCUAGAGGAGCUUCAGAGAAGAAAAGAGCAAACCAGUGCCCCCCACUGAGACCUCAGACCAUCUAUGCUCAGAGGAUGGCCCUGAAGAAACCCAGAGAGAUCAACAGGAUGAAGAAAUACUAAAGGUGGAAGGGCGGGCCAAGAACCAAGAUUUAGAGAGAAUCUCAGGGGAGAGUAUCAAUAGCCAAGCAGCUAUAUAUGGGCUGGACAUGAAUGAACUGAAGAGCUGCUCUGUAGUUAUGGCAAGAUCAGACACAUCCUCACUCUUCACAUUUCCUCAAUUUUGAAUACCAGGCAGAAUUUGUCAGUAAAACAAACGAGUAAAUCGAUGCU
Messenger RNA from Suncus etruscus (white-toothed pygmy shrew), 622 nucleotides. RefSeq names its product cytochrome c oxidase assembly factor 4 homolog, mitochondrial. Gene Ontology annotation, biological process: mitochondrial respiratory chain complex IV assembly. The coding region runs from base 84 to 338 and encodes 84 amino acids. Lineage: Eukaryota; Metazoa; Chordata; Mammalia; Eulipotyphla; Soricidae. The record is from RefSeq and is a predicted model, not a curated record. The transcript is spliced from 2 exons. Gene Ontology annotation, cellular component: mitochondrial intermembrane space.